AUGCCGGUUUUACCGCCCCUUCGCACCAGCGGUCGAUCGCACUCGCUGUUUUGCGGGCUGGCUGGCGACAGUCAUAAAUCAGAGAUUGCAAAACAUGUUACCGAUCGCCAUCUCUUCCGUCUCAAAACCAUGAUCGUCAGCCUGUUUGUCUUCUGCUUCCUUCUGCUCUCACUGCCGGACGAUCACUCUGCAGUGGUAGGCGCCAUCACCUGGGACACCGCCCUGGUCGCCGGCCCGGACGCGACCAUGUUCAACUCGAACGGCGAGAAGCUGAAGUUCGGAUCGAUAACAGCCAAGGACGAGCCAAUCGGAUCCCGAAACGCGACUGCGCCCUCGGAACAUAAUCAAACGUCGUCGAACAGGUAAGC
Soboliphyme baturini is the source of this 368-nucleotide messenger RNA. The record is from the annotation of a GenBank genome assembly. NCBI's taxonomy places the organism in Eukaryota, Metazoa, Nematoda, Enoplea, Dioctophymatida, Soboliphymatidae.